Messenger RNA from Vitis riparia (riverbank grape), 1365 nucleotides. RefSeq lists its product as uncharacterized. The record is from RefSeq and is a predicted model, not a curated record. NCBI's taxonomy places the organism in Eukaryota, Viridiplantae, Streptophyta, Magnoliopsida, Vitales, Vitaceae. The coding region runs from base 1 to 1365 and encodes 454 amino acids. The transcript has a single exon.
AUGGCAACUCCAGCUGUGCGUCACAUCUCAGAAUGCUUUAUCAAACCAAAGCAUAAUUCAGAAGAGUCCAAGGAGCCCUAUUACCUGACACCAUGGGACCUUGCCAUGCUCUCACUCAAUUAUAUCCAGAAGGGCCUUCUCUUUACCAAACCUUCUGCAGUGAAUGAUCCACAAGACUUCAUGACAACCCUCUUGGACAGGCUCAAGGAUUCACUUGCUCUCAUACUCGUCCAUUUCUACCCACUUGCAGGCCGCCUAGCAACCAAAAGGGAGGAGAAUCCACCCUCUUACUUGGUCUUCGUAGACUGCAACAACAGUCCCGGAGCUAAAUUUAUCCACACAGCUGCAGAUAUGACAAUAUCUGACAUCCUCUCACCAAUUCAUGUACCCUCAGUUGUUCAAUCAUUCUUUGACCAUGACAGGGUGCUCAACCAUGAUGCUCACACCUUGUCUUUGUCUUUGCUAUCCAUUCAAGUGACAGAGCUUUUGGAUGGCAUCUUUAUAGGAUGUUCCGCAAAUCACAGCAUAGUUGAUGGCACCUCUUUCUGGCAUUUCUUAAACGCAUGGUUGGAGAUAUUCAAUGCACAAGAGAAGAAUACUUCCAUCUCACGUCCACCCAUCCUAGAGCGCUGGCUUCCUGAUGGUUGUGGUCCAGUUGUCAGCCUUCCUUUCACUCACCAUGAUCAAUUCAUCAGCAGAUUUGAAGCACCCAUACUCAGAGAAAGAAUCUUCCACUUCUCAUCAGAAUCAAUAGCAAAACUCAAAGCAAAGGCAAAUGCAGAGUGUAACAGCAACAAAAUCUCCUCCUUCCAGGCAUUGUCUGCACUUGUCUGGAGGUCCAUAACACGAGCGCACUGUUUACCACAUGAACAGAAAACCAUUUGCGGGUUGGCCGUCAAUAACAGAAAAAGAUUGGACCCCCCCUUGCCAGAGAAUUACUUUGGGAACUCAAUUCAGAUGGUGAGUGGCAUUGCAACUGCUGGUGAACUGCUUGAACACAAUCUUGGGUGGGCAGCAUGGCUCCUGCACAAGGCUGUGGUCAGCCACACUGACAAAGCUGUGCGUGGGUGGCUUGAGUCAUGGCUCCAAUCACCAGUUGUUUAUCAAUUAGGCCUGUUUUUUGACCCAAAUAAUGUGAUAAUCGGGAGCUCACCCAGAUUCAACAAGUAUGGGAAUGAGUUUGGAUUGGGGAAAGCAUUAGCACUUCGCAGUGGUAAUGCACACAAGUUUGAUGGGAUGGUGUCAUGUUACCCAGGACGUGAAGGGGGAGGAAACAUAGAUUUGGAGGUGUGCCUAACACUGAACUCAAUGAGUGCUCUUGAAUCCAACCCAGAGUUCAUGGAGGCUGUCUCUAUAUCAUCUUAG